AUGCGCCCGGCCAGGCCAGGUGCCCCGCUGCCCGCGCUCCUCCUGCUGGCCCUGGCUUUGUCCCCUCACGGGAUCCACGGAAGGCCCCGGGGGCGUAGGGGAGCCCGGGUCGCCGACAGGGAGUCGAAGCCGUUGCUUUUCCUGCCUGCGGCCGCGGCCCGCCCAGCUCCCAGCGCCGUCAGGAGCGCAGAAAUAUUCCCAAGAGAUUUGAACUUAAAAGACAAAGACAAAUUCAUAAAGCACUUCACAGGGCCAGUCGCAUUUCCAGCAGAAUGUAGCAAACACUUCCAUCGACUCUAUUACAAUACCAGGGAUUGCUCAACACCAGCUUAUUACAAAAGGUGUGCUAGAUUGCUAACAAGAUUAUCGGUGAGUCCGCUGUGCUCACAGACCUAG
Messenger RNA from Propithecus coquereli (Coquerel's sifaka), 396 nucleotides. It is a transcript of the gene ALKAL1, whose product is annotated as family with sequence similarity 150, member A. The record is from RefSeq and is a predicted model, not a curated record. Lineage: Eukaryota; Metazoa; Chordata; Mammalia; Primates; Indriidae. Gene Ontology annotation, biological process: positive regulation of ERK5 cascade; positive regulation of ERK1 and ERK2 cascade. The transcript is spliced from 4 exons. The coding region runs from base 1 to 396 and encodes 131 amino acids. Gene Ontology annotation, molecular function: receptor tyrosine kinase binding; receptor signaling protein tyrosine kinase activator activity.